GGAGGAGGAGGAGGAGAAGGAGGAGGAGGACCCGGGAUCAGUCCGAGUGCGGGAGGCAGGGCUCUCCGUAGCGUCGGCGCUGCCGUGCUCGCCGCUCGCGGCCGGGGCUGCCCUAGAAGAUGUUGAAGGAGAUGUAACUGAACUAGAGCUGAAGCUGGAUAAGCUGGUGAAGCUCUGUAUUGCCAUGAUUGAUACUGGAAAGGCCUUUUGUGUAGCAAACAAACAGUUCAUAAAUGGCCUACGGGAUCUGGCCCAUUACUCCAGCAGAGAUGAACUUGUGGAGAACAGCUUGACAAAAUUCUCUGAUAGCCUCCAAGAGAUGAUCAAUUAUCAUACAAUCCUCUUUGACCAAACCCAAAGAUCAAUUAAAGCACAACUUCAGAUGUUUGUUAAAGAAGAUAUACGGAAGUUUAAAGAUGCAAAGAAGCAGUUUGAGAAAGUGAGUGAGGAGAAAGAGAACGCCCUUGCCAAAAACGCUCAAGCCCCAAGGAACAAGCAGCAUGAAGUUGAAGAGGCGACCAAUAUUCUGACCGCGACCCGGAAAUGCUUUCGGCAUAUUGCUCUGGACUACGUGCUUCAGAUUAAUGUUCUUCAGUCAAAGAGGAGAUCAGAGAUCCUAAAAUCGAUGCUGUCCUUCAUGUGUGCUCACCUGGCCUUCUUCCACCAAGGCUAUGACCUGUUCAGCGAACUUGGACCCUACAUGAAGGACCUUGGAGCCCAGCUGGAUCAGCUGGCUCUAGAUGCUGCAAGGGAGAAGAAGGAGAUGGAGCAGAAACAUUCCACGAUUCAGCAGAAGGAGUUCUCCAGUGACGACAUGAAGCUUGAGUACAACGUUGAUGCUGCGAACGGCAUUGUGAUGGAGGGCUACCUCUUCAAGCGAGCCAGCAACGCCUUCAAGACCUGGAAUAGGCGCUGGUUCUCCAUCCAGAAUAACCAACUGGUCUACCAGAAAAAGUUCAGGGAUGUGCCCACCGUUGUCGUCGAAGACUUGCGACUGUGCACCGUGAAGCACUGUGAGGACAUAGAAAGACGCUUCUGUUUCGAAGUGGUGUCUCCAACCAAGAGUUGCAUCCUGCAGGCUGAUUCAGAGAAGCUGCGGCAAGCGUGGAUCCAGGCUGUGCAAACCAGCAUCGCCAGUGCCUACAGGGAGAAAGGGGAGGAGGCCGAGGUGGAGAGAAAGCGCCCCCCCUCCACAGGAAGCCCCGAGUCCAGCCGGGAGUCCAAAGAGAAGUUGCUGAAAGGGGAAGGCUCGCUCCAGAGGGUCCAGGCCAUUGCUGGCAAUGUGGUGUGUUGUGACUGUGGCCUGGUAGACCCUCGGUGGGCCAGUAUCAACCUCGGGAUCACACUGUGCAUCGAGUGCUCGGGCAUUCACAGGAGCUUGGGCGUCCAUUUCUCCAAGGUCAGGUCCUUGACACUUGAUUCAUGGGAGCCAGAGCUUUUGAAGCUGAUGUGUGAAUUGGGAAAUGAUGUCAUAAACAGGGUGUAUGAAGCAAACAGAGAAAAAAUGGGAGUCAAGAAGCCCCAUCCUGGAAGCCAAAGACAGGAAAAGGAAGAGUACAUUAGGGCGAAGUAUGUGGACCGGCGGUUUGUGUCCCCUGCUGACCCAGGAGGAGAGCCAGCCCUGACCCCCAGCCAAGAGGCAGAGAAGCGAGAGAGCCCGGAAAACGUGGCGGCCUCUCUGAAAGCGCCAAGCAGCGACCGUGGGUUCCAGCCCGGCGGGGAGGAGAGCAGAGAGCAUUUGGUAGUCACUGCCCCAGCCAGCAUCUUGCACGAACCAGCGGGAGAAAGACAGGGGGAGGCGGCGGUGGCUUCCCAGGAUCCCAAGCUGUUGCUUGCAGGGCUGCAGCUGUAUCACGCCGCCUAUAAGAAGAGCCUUCCCCAGAUGGCUGAAGCUCUGGCUCGGGGGGCAGACGUCAACUGGAGCAACCCAGAGAAGAAUGGCUUCACUCCGCUGAUCCAGGCAGUCCGUGGGGGCUCCCUGGUCACUUGUGAGUUUCUCCUCCAGAAUGGGGCUAACGUGAACCUGAGAGAUGCCCAGGGCAGAGGACCACUGCACCAUGCCACCAUCUUGGGGCACACAGGGCAGGUGUGUUUGUUCCUGAAAAGGGGUGCGAACCAGCACGCCAGAGACGAGGACGGGAAGGACCCUCUAAGCGUCGCCAUAGAAGCAGCCAACGCUGACAUUGUGACCCUGUUGCGCCUAGCCAGGAUGAACGAAGAGAUGCGGGAGGCGGAAGGCCUCUACGGCCAGCCAGGUCUGCCUGCCGACAGCCCCACGGAGAUGCAGUACAGGAAGUGCAUUCAGGAAUUCCUCAGCAGGAGACGAAACUUACCAGGACAUAUUUCGGGACUUCUCCCAGAUGGCGUCCAACAACCCAGAAAAAUUAAAUCGUUUCCAGCCACCUGAUUUGCAAAAGCCUUGAAAGGUCCGAGAGCUACAAAGAAUAAGACCUCAGCCCCCAUGUACCCUCAUCCCCCCUUUUUAUACAUAAAUCAGCUUUAAUUGCU
This is a messenger RNA of Python bivittatus (Burmese python), 2508 nucleotides long. RefSeq names its product ArfGAP with coiled-coil, ankyrin repeat and PH domains 2 (gene ACAP2). NCBI's taxonomy places the organism in Eukaryota, Metazoa, Chordata, Lepidosauria, Squamata, Pythonidae. Gene Ontology annotation, molecular function: protein binding; GTPase activator activity. The record is from RefSeq and is a predicted model, not a curated record. Gene Ontology annotation, cellular component: cytoplasm; endosome membrane.